UUAAAAAUUGAUUUGGAAAUGAACUUUGCUGAGUAUGUUUUAAAUGCAGGAAAAGUCACCCCUGGGAAUGAGCAAAGGAGUGGAAUGAACCCUAAACUGCAGAAGAAACAGAAUGAAAGCAUCAUGCAUGAAGCAUGUGCUCUGCUGAAUUCCGGAGGGGGGAUGGUCAAGGCUGAGACUGAGAACAAAGACUAUAAUUAUGACAGUCAUGGAGUAGGAUUGUAUCUGCCUUCAACUUUCAAAGGCUAGUUAGAUGAGAUGCAGCAGGGAGAUCUCUUUUUGAUUUUUGUGAAAUCAUGGAUGCCAGAGGCCUCUGUAUAUGAUUUGCUUACCUUGUGCUCCUCUUUGUGCCACAGACAUAGAACAUGCACUAAUGUCGUGAAUUCUCAGGAAGCACUGGCAUUCCCCAAAGGCAGGAUUCAGACUCUUACAAAUAUUAAUGAUUCCAAUUCAUUAAGUCCACAGAAAUUUCAGGUUCAUGUACAAAAUGAAGGUAACAUAAAGGCUUCAGCUGCUGCUUUAUUUGAUAGCACUCACCACCUUCAGUACCAGGAAAAGCUCAACUUUACUAAGUCCACGCACGUUGAAUUUAAGAUGUUCUCAACAGAGAUGACACAAUGUUUACCCAGGUGUGUUUCUGCAUUUGCAAACACUGAGGGAGGGUAUGUAUUUUUUGGCCUGCAUGAUGAGACCCAUCAAGUCACUGGAUGUGAAAAAGAGAAAACAGAUCUUGCCACCUUGAGGGCUUCUAUUGAUCACUAUAUUAGGAAGUUACCAGCCCAUCAUUUCUGACAGAGGCGUGAGAUAAAAUAUGCCACCAAAUUCGUUGCAGUACACAAGCAGGGGGCCCUCCAUGGAUAUGUCUGUGCAGUCAGCGUGGAACGAUUCUGCUGUGCAGUGUUUGCCAAAGUGCAUAAUUCCUGGCGGGUGAAGGACAAUCGUGUGAGACAGCUAGCCACAAGGAAUGGGAAUAGAAUCAGCAAUGAUUUUAAUGUUUGCUGA
Molecule: messenger RNA, 1002 nt
Organism: Balaenoptera acutorostrata (minke whale)
Lineage: Eukaryota; Metazoa; Chordata; Mammalia; Artiodactyla; Balaenopteridae
Product: schlafen family member 5
Source: RefSeq, a predicted model, not a curated record